GUUCUUAUCCAGGACUAUAAAGUAAGUUAAACAAUGUCGCAUUUCUAUCAAUUUUCUCGAGUCAAUUUGUUUCUGCAUUGCAGACCCCCCAUUGAUGAUGCAUGGUCAUCUGCUUUGUUUCUUUACAUCACCAACAUCAUUUCCAGCAUUUCACUUUCAUUAUCUUUAUUCACUACUUCUUCUCAUCCACAAGGAAAUUGUUUUCUCAACUUUUCCCCACCUCUAACCUUCUUAUUCUUGAUCCUAUCUUGCAUACAUUUCAUCCCCCAUCAAACAAAUCUUCCAUCAAUCUUCAACCUAUAUUUAAUACUAACAAUACUUGCUAUUCCAGGAUACCAUGUCUUACUCUCAAGCUGCUACUCAUGCUGAAGCAGCAAAUACAUUCCCAACCCGCAACACUACAACUUUGUACACCCAGCAGCAAGCUCGCACAACUCGGGACUCCCAAGGUCAGCAAGCUUCUUUUGCUCAAACCAGCACUGGCGUUACCCAAGCAGGUGAUAAUGCCAUGAACACAAUGAUCAACCAAUUUGCUGGUUUAGCUAUUCCUGGCAACAUGCCUACUUCCACAGGUCCAAUGACUGCUAAUCAACAUCCUUUGGGAACAGGCCAGGUCUACUUUCAAGUUACCCCGGAUGGUCUUGUAUAUGCUCCAAGCAUGUUUCAGCCACAGUCCCUAGCCCCUCAGCAGUUAUCUGAGAAUGCAUACAACAUGAACUCUUUCCCUGGAGCAUUGCCUUAUCUGACCCAGGCAUCUUCGGUUUACCCUGGCUAUGUCCCAGGAUACCAACAGAAUAUCCCAUAUACACCGAACGCUCGAUCUGGCUACUAUCCUGACAGAUCCGAUCAUUCUCACUCGACCAAAGAUGUUCCUGGCCUCGAGAAUCGCCGCGGCUCGUACUCCACUACAGAGUCUCUUCCUGGAACACCAUAUUACGCCUCGUUCGCCCAUCGUGAAUCUGGUGCUCACAUUGCCGCGAUCGACCGAUCUCCAUUCGGCUCGACCCCAUCCCCACAGCAGCUUCCAGUUCCUCACGCUCAACCCCUUGUGAAGGCACUUCCAUAUCCCACGGUCCCUAUUGGUGUCGAUAUCCAGGCUCUUGUGAAGCAGUUUCCACCAAUUCCAAAGGCUGUUCCCGCAGUUUUUACCCCCACCGAGAACAUGAGAACUUUGGACCAGAGCCUGCACAACCCCAUCAAGAACAACCGCAAUGUCUACAUUCGUGGACUUCACCCAAACACCGAUGAUGAAACACUCGCGCAGUAUGCCGCGCGCUUCGGUAAGGUUGAGACCUCUAAGGCAAUCAUCGACACAGCUACUGGUGCUUGCAAAGGGUAUGUUAUUUCGAUUCAUUGAAACCUUUGCUCAUCACUAAUAGCCUUAUAGAUUUGGUUUUGCUAAGUAUUUCGAUGUUCGCCACUCCGAGCUUUGCAUUCGUGGCUUUUGGGAACUUGGUUAUGAAGUCGGCUUUGCUAGAGUAUGUCCUCAGCCAUAAUAUCCAUUGGUCGUUAACUAAAAUUUUACAGGAAUCCUUCAAUGCUCGUCUUAAGGCAGAAGGCGAUGAGGCAUCCACCAAUCUUUACGUCUCCAACUUGCCAAAGACCAUGACUGAAUCCGUUAGUGUUUCCAUAACUGCUUGUCUUCAAUUUGACUAAUCUUGGUGUAGGAACUGGGUGCUAUCUUCAUGGACUACAAGGUCAGCAGCAGUCGCAUUCUUCGCGAUAGUCAGAACCACAGCCGUGGAGUUGGAUUUGCUCGGUAAGUUGACGGAUUUCCACUUUAACACUAGCAUAUGGGACUGACUUAGUGUUACAGUUUCGAGAACCGUGAUGUCUGCGAAGAGAUCAUCCGAAAAUUCCACGGUCAGCCUAUUGGUGAAGAAGGCCUUUUACUUCAAGUUCGCUACGCCGACACUCCGGCACAGAAGGACUUGAAGCGUAUCACCACUGAACGUCGUCAAUUCCGCACCAAUGAGUACAACGUUGGAGCUUAUGGUGCUCCUGCGGCAGAUAUGAUUGCAUUGGCCUCUCCUUCAAUGCCAUCCCCUAUUCUUCCCCGAGCUUCUCAGAUUGCUCGCCACCUACCUGGCUCCAGAUCCAGCGGAUCUUGGAAGAGAGAGGGUGUUCCUAGGUAGGCCACACCUUCAUCAUCUUGAAAGGACAGUAAGUACUAACUUUGGUGCAGCCCUGUUCAUCAUGUCUCAGGCUUCAAGGAUUUGGAUCGAUCGGUUGUUAAAGUUUCAUUGACCGAAGCUUCUCCCAAGAAGUGCUUGACUCAGUAAGUUCAUUGAAUUGCGGUACGUGCGGCGUUGAGAAUGCACUAACAUGUUCACAGCGUUGUCGUUCCAAGCGUCACCCCAACAGUUUCUGAGAGCGGCUCUGCCGACGAUGGAGUCACGAUUCACGAUUCUCCAGUUGUCGUCCACAGUUCAUCCAUAGCCCAUAGCGCUUCUGCCGCCUCUCCAUCUGCUCGCAAGUAGAGAAAUCAUUCUGUAACAUCAUAUAACUUCAUGUCAACAUUUACCCAAAUUUUGUCCGCCAAAUUUCAUUAUCGCACGAAUACCUACCUCGAGAUGGCGAGGCAUGGCCCGCUUUUGACGAUACCUAUUAUGAAAAAUCCCAUACCUCCCAGCAUACAUGCUUACUCACCAAGCAUACAUACUCACCCCUGGUCGAAGUAU
Sclerotinia trifoliorum is the source of this 2681-nucleotide messenger RNA. Lineage: Eukaryota; Fungi; Ascomycota; Leotiomycetes; Helotiales; Sclerotiniaceae. The record is from the annotation of a GenBank genome assembly.